AUGGUGGAAUACGACGAAAUAACGCUGUGCUUGCCUUCUUGCUCCACCGCAGCGCCGCCGUCAGUGGACGUGGAAUCCUGCACAGACCAGCAGAACAACAACAACAAUAACAACAAUAACAACAACAACAACAAUUGCAUGAUGCUGAGUGCAGAGCAGUGUAUCGUUCAUAUGUUUCACUCGCGAAAAUCCAUCAACAGUGCAGACACCACCACCACCACCAGCAGUGGCGCUAGGAGUAAGCUGAGUGGUGAUGCUGGCGGCGCCGACGAUGGAGAGAACAACAACAACAACUCCUCCUCCAAGGGCGGCAGUGGCCAGCAGCAGCAUUCGCGGCGGAAGCUGGCCGGAAAGGUGGCUCGGCGGAUGGCCGUAGGGCUCACAGUCACUUCUUUGGUGGCCAUUGCCUGGGUCGGCGCCACACACGCCAUCAAAUUUGCCUACGUUCGACAUCGUUGGCACCCUGCUGCCACCACCGCCGGGAACUUCACUGCCAGUGCUGCUACUUCAGCGUUUGGGGGCAUGGAUGCGUCCGACGACGUUGUGGAGGAGGCCAUUGUCGGGGACGAGGACGGCAGUGCUGGUGUGAUGACAAUGACGAGAACGCGGCUCCUCACGGCAGACGACUCAUCGUUGAUGGCGGUCGGGCGCUACGAUGCUCCGUUCCUCACGACGUGGUGGUGCACUGUGUGGACCGUGCUCUUCAUGCCCUUCUUCCUGCUCAUCCAGGUCGUGCUCAUCCGCGACGUGGGCACAGUUCGAGGACUGCUGGUUGAGGCUGCACAACAGUUCCACACUCGGGGUCUCAGUCCUCUCAAGUUCUGCGGACGGAUCCUGUUCUUCAGUGGACUCUGGGUCGGCACCAACUACAUGUACAUGCUGUCGCUGCGGAUCCUGGACUCGACGACGGUCAUGUCCCUGUACGCGUCCAGCGUGGGCUUUGUCUACCUCCUUUCCUGGGUCAUCCUGCACGACCAGUUUGUGGGCGUAAGGAUCGUGGCCGUCAUCCUGUGCAACACGGGCAUCGCACUCCUCGCCUACAUGGACGGCAUCGCCAAGACAUCCACUUUGGGCGGCGUUGUGCUUGGCUCUGCGGCUGCAGCCGGUUCAGCCAUCUACAAGGUGUUGUUCAAGAAGCUGAUCGGGGAAGCGAGUUUCACGCAGGUGGCGCUGUUCUUCAGCCUCAUCAGCCUGGUGAAUGCCGUGCUGUUUUGGCCGUUGCCGCUGGCGUUGCACGUGACCCGUGUCGAGACGUGGAAUUGGGCGCAUAUUCCCUGGGUUCCACUGACUCUGGCCGGGUCUUUGUCUCUGGUCGCCAAUCUGCUCGGAAACCUGGGGAUCCUGCUCACGUACGACGUGUUCAUCACGCUUGGACUGCUCAUCGCCAUUCCGAUCUCAGCAGUGUGUGACACACUCUGGUACGGACUGGCCUUCAAGGGCAUGAAGCUCGGUGGAUUGAUACUAAUUGGGAUGGGCUUCCUGCUCGUUCUCCUGCCGGACGACUGGCCCGACUACGUCACUCUGCUCAUCAGGUAUGUCGAUCGUGAGGAGCUGUAUAUAGGGAAGAGAAGAUUUAAAGACGGAUCGAUGAACGACGACGACGACGACGACAUCGAUCUCGAUGUCGAUGUCGAUGUCCAUGUUGAAGGCAUCGUUUCACCGUCACUUAUUAUAUGUGCUUUGGCUAUAUAG
Molecule: messenger RNA, 1692 nt
Organism: Notodromas monacha
Lineage: Eukaryota; Metazoa; Arthropoda; Ostracoda; Podocopida; Cyprididae
Source: the annotation of a GenBank genome assembly